Messenger RNA from Geosmithia morbida, 573 nucleotides. RefSeq names its product DNA polymerase epsilon subunit 4. The record is from RefSeq and is a predicted model, not a curated record. Gene Ontology annotation, cellular component: nucleus; CHRAC. Gene Ontology annotation, molecular function: protein heterodimerization activity. The transcript has 3 exons. The annotation marks the transcript as partial. NCBI's taxonomy places the organism in Eukaryota, Fungi, Ascomycota, Sordariomycetes, Hypocreales, Bionectriaceae.
UCUAGAAUCAAAAAGAUUGUCGCCCAGGACGAGGACAUAGCCAUCUGCUCCAACAAUGCAGCCUUUGUCCUGACCCUAGCAGCUGAACUCUUCAUCCAGCACCUCGCCGAGGAAUCACACACACAGGCCAAGGUCGACCCCAAGCCCCGACGUAACAUCCAAUAUAAGGACGUCGCCAACGCCGUCGCCCGCCAAGAUAACCUCGAAUUCCUGGAAGACAUAGUCCCCAAGACGGUCCCCUACAAGCAGGUCAAGGGCGGCGUGCCCUCCGGGCCCCAGCAGCCGCGGACCAAGAGCAGCGGCAAGGGCAAGGGCAAGACGGCCGACGGCAAGCACCAGACGACUCUGACCCCCAUGACCAACGGCAGUGCCUCUGCCGUCAACGGCAACUCGUCCUCCCACCGCCUGCUCCUGUCCCCAUCCUUGUCGAGGAGAGCGCCGCCUGGGCCGGAGCUGGCUGGUGUAGGCGCUGUGGCUGCGUCAGAGGAGGAUCCGAGUUCCCAGCUGGAGUUGGAGAUGAGGCAGGCGCAGCGGUCAUCGAGUCACGACCGCGACGUCGACAUGACAGAUUAG